Fusarium musae is the source of this 897-nucleotide messenger RNA. RefSeq lists its product as uncharacterized. The record is from RefSeq and is a predicted model, not a curated record. Lineage: Eukaryota; Fungi; Ascomycota; Sordariomycetes; Hypocreales; Nectriaceae. Gene Ontology annotation, molecular function: FMN binding. The transcript has a single exon. Bases 1 to 897 code for a protein of 298 amino acids.
AUGCGACUGAACUCGUCAGCUGCAGCUGUAACUGCAGCUAAGCCUGCAUUCUCAGCAGUGCAACCAAUCACCAAUUUCGAGGAAACGAUAGCCAACAGACCAGACUUUGAUCACUCCAGCAAACCCAUCGAGAUAACAAAGUCCCCAGACCCAUCAUGGUCAUACGGGGAUGGUGUGCGCACUGGUCAAUCCCCCACUGACAAGAUCCACCGAGAGAUCGACCCGUAUUCGCCUGACAGAUCCGUCGGGCAGAACUACCGACUUUUGAUUUCUGGUAUUGCACCACGGCCUGUUGGUUUCAUCAGCACUGUUUCCGGCGAUGGCGGAGUAAAGAACUUGGCGCCUUUUAGUUAUUUUCAGGUCGUUGAUCAUGACCCGCCCAUGUUCAUCGUUAGCUUCUCAUCUCGCUUUGGGUCGGCUAAAGAUACGUAUCAGAAUCUGAAGGAUACUGCGGAAUGUGUCAUUAAUACCGUUUCGGAGAAUAUGAUAGAAGCAGUCAAUGCUUCUUCCAUUGAUGCUCCAUAUGAAGUAUCAGAAUGGGAUAUUACUGGCUUGACUGAAGCUCCAACAACGACUGUCAAGCCGUCCCGCGUUAGAGAGUCGGUACUUUCUAUUGAAGGGCAGGUCGUGGAUAUCAAAGAGUUCGUGAGCAAAAGACCAGGAAUGAGUAAUUAUGGAAUGGUUCUCAUCAAGGCUACAAGGUUUUGGGUUCAGGAAGAUGCUGCCAAUGAAGACUUUAGUCACAUUGAGUUUGACAAGCUACGGCCCAUCGGACAACUGGGUGGCAUGUCGUACGGGCGGAUAUCUUCGACUUUCGAACUUCCGAGGACAAGAUGGACCGAUGAGCAACCUAAGAGUAAACUGUUGACUAAAUUGGAGAAUGAAAAGGCGUCAUAG